Messenger RNA from Cajanus cajan (pigeon pea), 1011 nucleotides. Its product is annotated as C2H2 and C2HC zinc fingers superfamily protein. The record is from RefSeq and is a predicted model, not a curated record. Lineage: Eukaryota; Viridiplantae; Streptophyta; Magnoliopsida; Fabales; Fabaceae.
UGUCAGUGACAGUACCAUGGCUGCAGAGAUUGGCCUUGUGUCCAUGACCCAGAUCCAAAAGCUAACACAACUCCAACACCGCAAAAACCAACAACCUCACCCAAACCCUAACCCCUCUUCCACUUGGAUGUGGAACCCUAGGGAGGAAGAAGAAGAUGACUCGUGGGAAGUUAGAGCCUUUGCAGAAGACACAAGGAACGUCAUGGGCACCACAUGGCCUCCAAGGUCCUACACCUGCACCUUCUGCCGAAGGGAGUUUCGCUCUGCCCAAGCCCUUGGCGGCCACAUGAACGUCCACCGCCGCGACCGCGCUCGCCUCCACCAACCACCACCCUCCUCCUUCAUCAAUAUCCCUCCCCAGGAACUUGUUGCAAAUGCUGGAUUGUGCCUCCUUUACCACUUGCCAACAAGCCCUAACACUAGUACUAUUACUAAUACUAAUAAUACUAAUACUAGUACUAGUAGUAGUACUUGUGCACCCUUUCCUCCUCCCACUACUUCUCCCUCCACUCUUCUCUCUAUCUCUCCAAACAACUUUCUCAUGCAAACUUCCUUUAAUUUCCCUUCAACUCGGAUCAACACCUCUUUCUGCUCUAGUUCAACCAAACUCCAACAACCCUCAACCUCUUCCUCUAUCCAUGAUAACACCCACCUCGAAGAGAUUGAUCUAGAGCUUCGUCUUGGACACAAGCCGUAAAGCUAGCCAGCCUCAGAAAUUCAUAAACAUAUUUAUAAUAAUAUAGUGUGAUGAACCACGACCAUAUAUAGUGGUACUGGUACUGGUAUUAUAAAUUGCUAUUUGCUUGUGCGGAAAAUCGAGUAUUGUGUUAUUUGCUCUCUUGUGCAGCUCUGUGGUGUGUGGAGGAGAUGGAGCAUCAUGUCCAGCCUGCGUGUGGCAGAUAGGCUUAUUAUUGUGGGUUUGAUUUGCUUAUUUGUUGGCUGAUUGAUUUUGUCUCUGUGUGAUUGUGUUUGUGACUGAAGGUGCAGACGGAGGAGCAGGUGGGGUGGGGA